Phyllostomus hastatus (greater spear-nosed bat) is the source of this 2157-nucleotide messenger RNA. It is a transcript of the gene NCAPH2, whose product is annotated as non-SMC condensin II complex subunit H2. Gene Ontology annotation, molecular function: chromatin binding. NCBI's taxonomy places the organism in Eukaryota, Metazoa, Chordata, Mammalia, Chiroptera, Phyllostomidae. Gene Ontology annotation, cellular component: condensin complex; nucleus. The coding region runs from base 117 to 2021 and encodes 634 amino acids. Gene Ontology annotation, biological process: meiotic chromosome condensation; mitotic sister chromatid separation. The record is from RefSeq and is a predicted model, not a curated record. The transcript is spliced from 19 exons.
CGUACUUUCCUGGGCGGGAACAGCAAAAUGGCGCCAGAACUAGUGGCGGGCUGAGGACACUGGCCCCCCUCGAAACCGGCUCCGCGGUCCCCGGGCCGCCCCGGCCCCUCCCGGACAUGGAGGACGUGGAGGCGCGCUUCGCCCACCUCCUGCAGCCCAUCCGCGACCUCACCAAGAACUGGGAGGUGGACGUGGCGGCCCAGCUGGGCGAGUAUCUGGAGGAGCUGGACCAGAUCUGCAUUUCCUUUGACGAGGGCAAAACCACAAUGAACUUCGUGGAGGCCGCGCUGCUGAUCCAGGGCUCUGCCUGUGUCUACAGCAAGAAGGUGGAGUACCUCUACUCGCUGGUCUACCAGGCCCUGGACUUCAUCUCUGGCAAGAGGCGGGCCAGGCAGCUGCUGGUGCGGGAAGACGGGGCCGGCAGGGAUGCCAGCUCCAGGGCUGCCCAGCCGGUGGAGGACGAGUUCCUGUCGCUGGACGACCUGCCCGACACCCGAGCUAAUGUGGACCUCAGGCACGAGCAGGCCCCCACCGAGGUUGUCAUCGUCCCCCUCCUGCCCAUGGCCCUGGUCGCCCUGGACGAGACGGAGAAGAACAACAACCCCCUGUACAGCUGUCAGGGGGAGGUCCUGGCCAGCCGCAAGGAUUUCAGGAUGAACACAUGCACCCCUCACCCCGGAGGAGCCUUCGUGCUGGAGCCGGAGGGCCUGUCCCCCAGGGAGACCCUGCCGCCGAGGAAGGAGGCUGGGGGUGCUGAGGAGCAGCCAAUGGAAAUCUCCGUGAACAAGAGUCCGGCUGCUGUGCCCAGCAGACCUCAGGAGCCAGGCACCUCUCCGGAAGGCCCGAUGCCCGGAGGCGGGGGUGAGGAUGAGGAUGCAGAGGGGGCAGCAGAGCUCCCUGAGGCCAUGACCCCUGAGGUCCCCCUGGAGCCCCAGGAGCCCAGGAGCCCGCAGCAGGGCACUGCCCAGCCCAGGAGGUUUGAGCUCCGGGAGAGGCGAGAGGCCCUGGAGCCUGUGUCCCUGCCGAAGGAGACGCCAGACCCCUGGCAGAGCCUGGACCCCUUCAACUCUCUGGACUGUAAGCCCUUCAAGAAAGGUAGGCCCUUCUCUGUGCCCCCCUGUGUGGAGGAGGCACCAGGGCAGAAGCGCAAGAGGAAGGGUGCUACCAAGCUGCAGGACUUCCACCAGUGGUACCUGGCCACCUAUGCCGACCACGCUGACAGCCGGCGGCCCCGGAGGAAGGGCCCGUCCUUUGCAGACAUGGAGGUCCUGUACUGGAGACACGUGAAGGAGCAGCUGGAGACGCUCCAGAAGCUGCGGAGGCGGGAGGCAAGUACUGGCCGAGGCGGGCCCCAGACAGCCCUGGGGGUGGGAGACGGCAGUGGCCUCACGGUCUCUGCACAGGUGGCCGAGCAGUGGCUGCCGAGGGCCGAGGAGGGGCUGUGGCCUGCAGAGGAGGACCGCCUGGAGGACUCCCUGGAGGAGCUGGGGGAAGCAGCAGACGACUUUCUAGAGCCUGAAGAGUACACCGAUGAGCCUGAGGGGGCACAGCCUGUGGAAGCUGCAGACCUGGAAGCAGAGGCCGCGCCAGCGUCCCUGAGCUACGAGGAGCUGGUCCGAAGGAACGUGGAACUCUUCAUCACGACGUCUCAGAAGUUCGUCCAGGAGACGGAGCUGAGCCAGCGUGUGAGGGACUGGGAGACCAGCAUCCAGCCCCUGCUGCAGGAGCAGGAGCAGCACGCGCCCUUUGACAUCCACACUUACGGGGACCAGGUGGUCUCGAGGUUCAGCCAGCUCAACCAGUGGUGUCCCUUUGCGAAGCUGGUGGCCGGCCAGCCUGCCUUCGAGGUGUGCCGUGCCAUGCUGGCCUCCCUGCAACUGGCCAAUGACCACACAGUAGAGAUCACCCAGCAGCCGGGGCUGGAGGCGGCUGUGGACACCAUGUCCCUAAGGCUACUCACACACCAGCGGGCUCACAAGCGCUUCCAGACCUACGCCGCCCCUUCCAUGGUUCAGCCCUGAGUGGGGAGUGCUGGGACCGGGGGGGUGGGCCUGGAAGCCCCGUCCCCCCGGACACUGGGCAACACCUGCUCACUGCACACGUGCUUCCUGGCUGGCCCAGCCUAAUAAAGUGUUGUCAUCCCACCGACCCCUUAAA